AUGGUCGUUCUGGCAGCAUCGAUAUGUACCCGCGGGGGCAAGGCUGUCCUCUCGCGCCAGUUCCGAGAAAUCUCUAGGUCUCGCAUUGAGGCCCUGCUGGCCUCGUUCCCCAAGCUUGCGGAUUCAGGCACCCAACACACCACCGUCGAGCAGGACAACGUGCGCUUCGUGUACCAGCCAUUGGAUGAGUUAUACAUUGUCCUGAUUACCAACCGUCAAUCGAAUAUCCUUCAAGACAUCGACAGCCUGCAUCUCUUUGCGCAAGUGACCGCCAGCAUCUGCAAGAGCUUGGACGAGCGGGAGAUUCUGCGCAAUGCCUUUGAGCUGCUGAGCGCCUUUGACGAAUUGGUGACGCUGGGAUACCGGGAGAAUCUUUCUCUGUCACAGAUCAAGACCUUCUUGGAAAUGGAGAGUCACGAGGAAAGAAUCCAGGAGAUCAUUGAGCGAAACAAAGAACUGGAAGCCAGCGAAGAGCGGAAGCGGAAGGCUAAGCAGUUGGAGAUGCAGCGCAAGGAAGCUGCUCGCGCUGGUCGUGGUGCUGCGCCUCGGACUCCCUCCUACCCCGUCUACACACCUCCCUCUCGCCCGUCCGCGCCGGAUACUUAUGAUACCUAUGAGGCAGAGAAGAAGAAGUCGUUUGCCAAGCCCAUUCCUUCCCGCGGCAAGGGCAUGCAACUCGGCAAGAAGUCCAAGGCGACCGAUAUCUACGAAAAGGUUCGGGGCGACUUGGGCCCCGAAGAAGAGGCCAGCCCGUUGUUCAGUCCACAGAUCUCGAACCCGGUGCAAGAGCCGUCGUCUGCUCGCGAGUCCCUUACUGCGGACCGGGAGCCUGUCCAGAUCACGAUCUCCGAGCAGAUCUCGGCUUCACUCACCCGUGAAGGAACCUUGAAGUCGUUUGAGGCCAAGGGUGACCUUCAGCUCCGCAUCACCGACCCCUCCUUCACAAAACUCCGACUCGAGCUCCAGGCAAACGCCACACACAAUGCCCAGUUCCGGACGCACCCUAAUGUCGACAAGGCCUUGUUCACCAACUCAUCGGCGAUCCAGCUGAAGGAUACCUCGAAGCGAUUCCCUGCUAACAAUGCUAUUGCCGUUCUGCGGUGGCGAGUAGUUAGCACAGGGACUGACAACACCGACAUUCUUCCCAUUACCUUCACGGUGUGGGUGAACAAGGGCUCUGAUUCGACUACUGUGACCGUGGAGUACGAGCUCAGUGGCACGGACAGUCUACGGGAUGUUGUGGUUACGAUUCCCUUCGGCGCGACUGAGCCCGCGGUGUCCAGCUUCGAUGCAAUCUACGAGGUCUCCGGGGACAGCCUUGACUGGAAUUUGGGCGUUGUCGAUGAAUCCAACCCAUCAGGCAGCUUCGAGUUUGAGUCGACAGACGGCGAUGAGGACGAAUUCUUCCCGAUGAGCGUGCGCUUCUCCAAGACCCGCCCCUUCGUCGAUGUCGAUGUCACCAGCGUCUCCCUCUUGGAGAUGGAAGGCGAAACUACCGGGUUUACCAAGGACAUCAAGAGCGUUGCCGAGAACUUCCUGAUUGAAUAA
Molecule: messenger RNA, 1548 nt
Organism: Penicillium lagena
Lineage: Eukaryota; Fungi; Ascomycota; Eurotiomycetes; Eurotiales; Aspergillaceae
Product: coatomer subunit delta
Exons: 4
Coding region: 1-1548 (515 amino acids)
Biological process (GO): endoplasmic reticulum to Golgi vesicle-mediated transport; Golgi localization; retrograde vesicle-mediated transport, Golgi to endoplasmic reticulum
Cellular component (GO): COPI vesicle coat; cytosol
Source: RefSeq, a predicted model, not a curated record